GUACUAUAUUCGCCCUCUCCCACUUUGCACGCAAUAUUAUCUCUCGCUCUGGCCGUGUUGGCGAUCGCACAGUCUAUCGUUUGCUUCACACAAGUUUCUUAGGCUUCGUAAUACCUCCAGCCUGCACAAUCCUUCAUCAGAGCAGUUGACGCGCCCCACUAGAGCUGCUACCACCAUGUCGAGCACGACAGAUGCUGUGAUCGAGAAGCUGCCCUCGACAGCCGAGCUCAAGGAAGAUGUCAAGGUAGCGUCAAAAUCCUCGCUACAGUCGCUUCGGGCGCUGGUAGCUGGAGGUGUAGGUGGUGUUUGCGCCGUUGUGGUGGGCCAUCCGUUCGAUCUGGUCAAGGUGCGCAUGCAGACGGCGGAGAAGGGUGUAUACAGCGGUGCCAUGGACGUUGUAAGGAAAACAAUCGCAAAGGAAGGACUGGCUAGAGGCUUGUAUGCAGGUGUCUCUGCGCCUCUUGUUGGUGUAACACCCAUGUUCGCCGUAUCCUUUUGGGGUUACGAUCUCGGCAAACAACUCGUCUCGAGCGUCUCAAAAGUCGAGAACAACCAGUACAGUGUCGCCCAAGUCUCCGCCGCCGGCUUUUUCAGUGCUAUCCCCAUGACCAUCAUCACCGCCCCGUUCGAGCGCGUCAAGGUGCUCCUGCAGAUCCAGGGACAAAAGACACUAGCCCCUGGCGAGAAGCCCAGAUACUCUGGCGGCCUCGAUGUCGUAAAGCAACUAUACAAAGAGGGUGGCAUCCGCUCGGUAUACCGUGGGUCUGCCAUGACACUGGCGCGUGACGGACCAGGCUCAGCCCUCUACUUUGCGACGUACGAGACGUUCAAGCGGAACCUGACGCCCAAAGAUCCAGUGACGGGUCAGCCCGGAUCGCUGAGCAUGGGAGCCGUCAUGGUGGCCGGUGGUGCUGCCGGUGUAGCCAUGUGGAUACCCGUCUUCCCUGUUGACACGAUCAAAUCGCGGUUGCAGAGUGCCGAAGGCCGACCAACAAUAGGUGGAACCGUGCGAGGCAUCUAUGCGAGCGGCGGUAUCAAAGCCUUCUUCCCUGGCAUCGGACCGGCCAUGGCACGAGCCGUACCUGCCAACGCUGCCACAUUUGCUGGCGUAGAACUUGCCCACAAGGCAAUGACUAGGAUGUUCGACCGCGACGGCGAGUAAGCACUGCCUGAUCGUCACGUAAACUCCCCACAAACGACACUUUUCUUUAUCAUCAUCUAUGUCUGAUGUUGAGCCGAUGGGUUGGUGGCGUUGCAUAUGGCGUUCUUAGCUCCGCCUAGGUGCGCGUGUAUAGAUCAAGGGGCUUUCUAGAUGGGUUCGUCCUUUUCAAUAGAUGCUAUUUCUGU
Pyrenophora tritici-repentis Pt-1C-BFP is the source of this 1347-nucleotide messenger RNA. RefSeq names its product mitochondrial carnitine-acylcarnitine carrier protein. Gene Ontology annotation, cellular component: mitochondrial envelope. The record is from RefSeq and is a predicted model, not a curated record. Gene Ontology annotation, biological process: mitochondrial transport; carnitine transmembrane transport. Gene Ontology annotation, molecular function: O-acyl-L-carnitine transmembrane transporter activity. NCBI's taxonomy places the organism in Eukaryota, Fungi, Ascomycota, Dothideomycetes, Pleosporales, Pleosporaceae.